This is a messenger RNA of Hydractinia symbiolongicarpus, 3074 nucleotides long. RefSeq lists its product as uncharacterized. Gene Ontology annotation, biological process: transmembrane transport. The transcript has a single exon. Bases 47 to 1558 code for a protein of 503 amino acids. Gene Ontology annotation, cellular component: membrane. NCBI's taxonomy places the organism in Eukaryota, Metazoa, Cnidaria, Hydrozoa, Anthoathecata, Hydractiniidae. Gene Ontology annotation, molecular function: antiporter activity; xenobiotic transmembrane transporter activity. The record is from RefSeq and is a predicted model, not a curated record.
AUUGACAAUUCGCCCGAAUUCUUAGAAGUCGACAAAAAAGUCCAAAAUGGCGGACGUUCUGAUAUCAAAUGUCGGGAUUUUAGAUAAAGAAAGUGAGCAGAAUAAACAAGUUUUGACUCGUAGAAAGUUAUCCAACAAGUCUCAAAGCAGUCUAAGAAAUAAGGAGCCAGAAGAGAAAAAGUUUAUUGACGAAAAUGACGAGAAAAACACGUGCGAUUAUUACCCACUGAUUUCGAAAGCAACAUUCACACGUUUUCACUAUGGUUUGUAUUUUGCACUCCUUGUCAUGCAGUUUUUACCUACUGUUUACAAAACUGUACGAAUCUUUUAUCUUGGCGAUCUCCCAAAAUCCCAUGGUGUCAACAUCGCCUCACAACUUAUUUGGAUAAAUUUGAUUCUUGAAGUUUUCCAGGAAGGUUUGAUUUUACCACUCUAUAAUCUGAUUGGUGAGAAAUUAUCCAAUCAUGUGGAAACCAAAAACAGAGUUAGACUAGGAAUAAUAAUUACUUUUAUUAUUCAUUUAUGUUUAGCAGUGGCAAUAGGUUUACUAGCAUCUCCUUUGACAAAGCUAAUGGCACAAGAUGAAAAAACCAUUGACUGCACGAUUAAGUAUGUACGUCUUGAGUUAAUAAGUAUACCAUUUGAAAGCGUUAAUCAGUUUGUUGUUGUUUUGUUGACAAUGUUGUCAUGGCAAAAGCAUUUGUAUGUCAUUUUGGUAAUCAGAGUAUUUAUGUCCAUUGUUUUGGAUACAUUUUUUCUGAGCAAUGUAAAGUAUUCUUUGCAACUUGGUGUUAACGGAAUUGCUUAUGGAAAUAUUGCAAUUGCGUGCAUUAUUUGUGUUUACUCAAUGACAAUUACUAUCACAAACUUUCAUUUCAAUAUGGAUGACAUAUUUAAAAGAUCACUGUACAAUUUCAACUGGCUAAAAAGUUGGGUAAAAGUUGGAUUUUUUUCUGGUUUGGAUUCCUUCAUCCGUAAUAUAUUUUACAUCUUGUGUGUUAUUCGUAUGAUGAACGUCAUAAAACAGCAAGGUGUUUAUUGGCGAGCAAAUGAAUUUAUCUGGAACUGGUUGCUGUUACCUUACAUACCACUAACAAAUCUUUUAAAACAGGAUACAGGCCAUGAUGCACAAGGCACCAAUCACAGGUUAAAGAUGUCUGCAUACAUGUGUUUCACUAUUAUAAUAUUUGUAAUCUGGACUAUAUCCAUUCCACUUUGGAAAUUAUUUUUUCAUUAUGUUAUGAAUGUGGAGAAAGGAGAUGUGAAUGAUAUGUAUAAUCUGGUGCUUAUGUUAUCCCCUUUUUAUUUGGGAUACAUGAUUAAUACAUUGUUUGAUAGUGUACUUUACGGAAAAGGUAAAACAUGGUACCUUGCUAUCCAAUCUGGCAUGACAAAUUUGAUGGUUAAUUUACCAAUGUUUAUACUGUUUUUGUUGGAUGUCUACAAACCAACAGUCCACAAUAUUGCCUUGGUUUUUGGUGGAGGUAUAAUGAUUGAUGCAGUGAUCACAACAAUCUUAUAUUUUAGAUUUUUAAAGCUCUCAAAAUAUUUGAUUUAACAUGAUAUAUUUUGGUAAAAAAUAUCAUAUUUUGUUAAAGAAACUCUAGUGAAAGUAAGUAUGCCAGUAUUUUUAAACAUUUUUUACUAGAAACUUACUUUCAACUUGAGUUGUUAAAAGAAUGUUCUCAAAGUUUACUGAAAAGUUGCUCAAGUGUUGCUUAGAAAAAAGUUGGACAAUAUCAAAGAUGAUCGUAAAAAAACUUGUUUAACCAAAAGUUGUUUGAUUUAAAGUCAUUCUUCUUUCUACCAACCAAACUAAACUAAUUUGUUAAAAGAUGAGGAAUGACAAAUUUUCUAUUUUUUUAACAGUAAGAUUUUUUUAGAAAUUUAGAUAUGUAAAAUUUGUUAUAAUAAUAUAUAUAAAUAGGCUUUAUAGACUCAAAACCUUUGGCAAGAAGUUUUUGGGAUAGGAGUUUUUUUUUGCUGAUCUUACUUUUAAAAUUGAGAGACCUAAAUUUUUUUAUUUUUUUUUAGCGGAACAAAUCUUUGCCAUUAAAACGUUUUAAUAAAAACUUCAGAACUUAUUUUUGCAUUUUUAAGCUCUAAAGUUUGAGUUUAGAACGCUUAUUUGUAAAAUCUAAAUGAAAACAAUCGCAAGAUUUUUUUUAAAAUAACGUAAACUAUAUAUAUCUAUAGAAAUCUAUUGGAUCUAAGUACAGAUUCAUCAUCAUCAUCAUCAUCAUUCUCGACUUAACGUCCGUUUUCCAUGCUAGCAUGGGUUGGACGGGGUUUAUUAAUGACCCUCUUCCAAUCUGAUCUAGACUGUGUUAGAUCUAAACUCAACUUCCUCUGUAUCAAGUCUGUCCUUAUAACCUCCUAUAUAGAUUAUCAUAGAUUAUCAAAAGUAAAUCGACAAUCUACGUCAGUUCGGGUGUCAACACCCAUGUUCAAGUAUCAAAUUUUUUUUACAAAAUUCAGUUUAUAUUAAGGAUAUUAGAUUAGUCAAAAACAGAACGUUUUAAAGGAGUUUGGAGUUAAAGAACAGAAAGGAAGGGUAAGCAAACGCUGCUAUAUAUUUUUAGUUAGAAAUUUAAUGGAAUUCCUGUAGUCUUGUGGUAGAGCGUUUGCUGGGAAAGUUCUUUUCUCUAAACCCUGGCCGAGUCAUAUAAAAGUGUAAAUCUACCCUUUUUGCUUAGCGUUUAACAUGAGAAAAAGAUUAAUAACUUAUCUAGCAGUACUAUAAUCCGAAGAGAUAUCCCCUGAGUCAAUAAUUUCAAUUAUAAUAAAGUCUAUAAUAAUCAUGGCUGCUCCUCCACUCCACGAGGAGUAAAAAUAAAGUUAAAUGCUCGCCUAUUAACAAAAGUUUUCAAAUGCGACUUAAAGAACGUUUUCCAAAUCUGGUCGUUCAGCGAUGAUUUGAGUGUAAAUUGCUUUUCAAUGUUUUUCCGCAAAUUUCUUGCUGACGAUAAAAAGAUACUGUUUUUUAUAUUGCUUUAAAAGUAAAUGAAGUUUUGUGAUUUUUUUUAAAACUUUAUUGUAUAUAGGAUAACAUUUAAAUGACCAAAUCUAUCUUA